GACUGCGAGAGGGUCGUAACCAUGAGGGGUUCCUGCGAGAGGUCUGGGGAGGAUGAAGAGCAGAAAGAAGAGGAGGCUAUGGCGGCCUGUGGGCGUCUUUCAGGGGUCCCCGAGGCCGUGCAGGGUGCCGAGGCCGAUUGGGACUCCGACUGGGAGACGGAAGGCACCCAUGGGCUUGGAGAACUGGUCAGGGACACACUGUACCUGAGGUCUUGCCGGGCCCAUAGCGUUGUGCCCGUCUCUUGCUUUCUGUGCCAAGGGAGCGCCCAAGAGCUGAACCUCCGGCACCGUGGCCUGGGGCCCCAGGGCGCCCGGGCUCUGGCUUCCUCGUUGAGCUCCAAUCCAUAUGUCAAGCGGCUGGACCUUGGAGACAAUGGGCUCUGUGGGGCGGGUGCAGAGGCCUUGGCAGGUGCCCUGAGCAAAAGCAGCAGCAUCCGUGGUAGGUGCUGGGCCUGGGGCAGGUGGGCAGGCGUCUCCUCCCUUUCCUCGGGGAUGUGCCUCCACCCCCGAAAGCUGGGCCAUGUCACCUGGGGCCUGCUGGUGUUGCUGGUGGAUAGAGGAGGGGCCUCAUCACAGGAGGGGGCAUGUGGGGUGGAGUUAGACCCUCCGCUGUGCAGUCAAUGCUGGAUACAAGUCCCUUCCUCACCCACCCCACCCCACCACUCUCCUCUCUUGCUGGCCAGCAUCCCCCUCUUCACCUGGCACAUGGUAGACUCCCAGUACCUGAAUGCAGGGGAGACACUGGGACCAGCCCUGGCAGAAAACACUGGACUCACCGAACUUAACGUGAGCUGGAAUCACCUCCGAGGCCCGGGAGCUGUGGCAUUUGCCAGGGGACUGGAGGCAAACAUCUUCCUGAAAGUUCUAGACAUCUCAUACAAUGGCUUUGGGGAUCCUGGAGCCUCUGCGGUGGGUGAGGCUCUCAAGGCCAACAACGUGUUGGAGGAACUCAACAUGAGCAACAACCGCAUCUCUGCGAUGGGAGCCCUGAGCCUGGGCCUGGGUCUCCGGGUCAACCAGACGCUGAGGAUUCUUGUAGUGUCCAGGAAUCCCAUGCGAAGUGAAGGCUGCUUUGGUCUCCUCAAGUCUGUCCAGGAUAAUCCAGCCUCUGCCCUGGAACUGCUGGAUUUCUCAGAUAUCCAAGUGAACGCAGAGUUUGAUGGCCUUGCUAGCUCAGUGAGGGGAAUUCUUCCAGAGCUCUGCAUAAAGACUGGUGCUUGCAGAGUGGAGUAUAAAAAGGAGUUGCUGCCAGUCUUCAGACCAGCCCUGCCAGCGUCUGUCCCUAAGUGA
Molecule: messenger RNA, 1290 nt
Organism: Mandrillus leucophaeus (drill)
Lineage: Eukaryota; Metazoa; Chordata; Mammalia; Primates; Cercopithecidae
Gene: LRRC74B
Product: leucine rich repeat containing 74B
Molecular function (GO): protein binding
Source: RefSeq, a predicted model, not a curated record